AUGUUACUCGCCAAGGGACGAGCAGGUGCGAGGAUCAUCGUGUUUAUGAGCUGCACGGAUUCGGUUGAUUUUCAUUGGAGACUGUUGGGAGAAGCAAGUAUGGACAAUAGCGAUAGCGAACACGAAACCUCCGAGAGUAAAGACAAGGAAGAAGACGAGGGAGAGCCGAUCGCCGUAAAAUCAUCUCUCCUGCCUAAUACUUCAGUAUACAGGCUCCACGGUUCACUUCCCCUUCCACACGUCUCGCAUCACUCAACGCGUUCUCUGGGAAAAACAAGGGCAAGACUCAAGUACCAUCAACGGAGAGUGGAUCUUGUUUGUACUUCUGUCGCCUCGCGUGGGCUUGACUUGCCGCUCGUCCGUGCGGUCGUUCAAUAUGACUUGCCAACCGAAGGGGGUGCAACCGAGUACGUACACAGAGUCGGAAGAACCGCGCGAGCUGGAAAAGGUGGAGAGGCAUGGGCGAUCGUUGGCCCAAGCGAGACGGAGUGGGUGGGGUGGGUCGAGAAGCAUAUGGAGCAGACAGAUAAAGGGGAGGGAUCAAAGCAAUUGGUACAAGUGGGGGUCGAGGACGUUUUGAAAGAUGGGUUUGGAGGAAGGGGGAGAGAGUACGAAGAUCGUGCUACUGAGGUUCAACUUGUUUUUGAGCGAUGGAUUUUGAAGCAAGAUAAGAACGCUUCCCUUGCGCGAAAAGCAUUCCAAUCUCAUAUGCGUGCAUAUGCGACGCAUCCAGCGGACGAAAAGCAUAUGUUCCAUGUUCGGAACCUUCAUUUAGGACAUUUAGCCAAAGCGUUUGGUUUACGGAUGCUCCUGGUGCUGUUUCCAAGCCUAACACAAAAUCUAAAUCCGCCUCCAAAGUAA
Rhizoctonia solani is the source of this 861-nucleotide messenger RNA. Its product is annotated as ATP-dependent RNA helicase DDX18. Lineage: Eukaryota; Fungi; Basidiomycota; Agaricomycetes; Cantharellales; Ceratobasidiaceae. Gene Ontology annotation, cellular component: nucleus. The transcript is spliced from 2 exons. The coding region runs from base 1 to 861 and encodes 286 amino acids. The record is from RefSeq and is a predicted model, not a curated record. Gene Ontology annotation, biological process: ribosome biogenesis.